GACCAGCUUAUUAAUUUUGUUUGGGUCAUGUUUAUCUCCAAUAAUGGAGUUCUUGUACCCUUUGUUGUGUUCUUGGUUUCAACGUCUGUGUUUUCACCAACAUGGGUUGUUUUUGGGGAGCAGAGCAGCUUCAAGAGACCUGAUCCUUUGCGCCACUUAAAGUCUUACAAUGGAGGCUACGAUUUGAAAAACAAGCAUUACUGGGCUUCUGCGGCAUUUACAGGAGUGCAUGGAUAUGUAAUUGCGGGAGUUUGGUUGAUAUGUGGGCUUGUAUUUAUGAUUUGCAUAGCCUUCUUGAGGAAUUCCAGCAUUAGGAGUACUUGCCCCAUUAAAGACUUCUUGGACAGUCACUUCAUCUUCAUCUUCAUCUUCAUGCUCGCCCUUCUCUUCACAAUUCUAGCCAUAGUUGCAUCAAGUUUGGCGCUGGUAGAAAACCAAAGAUCUAUGAAGACAACGGAUAAAUUGAAGGGAGCCAUAUUGAGCCAGGCUCAAAAUGCUCGAAGAACCAUCAGAAAAGUAACAAACGCAAUGCGACAUAUGCAAUACCUUUUGCUGCCUUAUGAUCCAGCCUUGGCUAUGAGCUUUAACGUGACAUCCCGCCAACUUGGAAAAGACUCACAAAAUAUUCAACUUUUUUUGGACAAAAAUGGGCGUACAAUUGAUCGAGUUAUUCAAACCCCAUACGUGGUGCAUCUUGUGGUUGUAGCUGUCAACUUGGUGUUGUUGGUUUCGGCAUUAGUUCUCCUCUUGCUGCAUUGGUACCCAGGACUAGUUGUUGUAAUCUUUCUUUGCUGGAUAUUAACAACUCUGAUUUGGGUUUUGACUGGCUUCGAUUUCUUCCUUCACAAUUUUGCAGAAGAUACAUGUUCGGCUUUGGAAGAUUUUCAACAAAACAGCCACAACAGUAGUCUAAGCUCGAUCCUACCAUGCUUAGAUCCUGAGCGCUCAGAGAAGCUGAUGGGUCAAAUUGGCUACACUAUACACAGUUUCAUAAAUCAGUUGAAUUCUAAAGUAACAGAAAUUGCCAAU
Prunus avium (sweet cherry) is the source of this 1029-nucleotide messenger RNA. NCBI's taxonomy places the organism in Eukaryota, Viridiplantae, Streptophyta, Magnoliopsida, Rosales, Rosaceae. The record is from RefSeq and is a predicted model, not a curated record.